Lagopus muta (rock ptarmigan) is the source of this 3653-nucleotide messenger RNA. RefSeq names its product protein phosphatase 3 catalytic subunit alpha (gene PPP3CA). Gene Ontology annotation, biological process: calcineurin-NFAT signaling cascade. Lineage: Eukaryota; Metazoa; Chordata; Aves; Galliformes; Phasianidae. The record is from RefSeq and is a predicted model, not a curated record. Gene Ontology annotation, molecular function: calmodulin binding; calmodulin-dependent protein phosphatase activity. Bases 456 to 2045 code for a protein of 529 amino acids. The transcript has 15 exons. Gene Ontology annotation, cellular component: calcineurin complex; cytoplasm; cytosol.
GGAAAGACGGAUCCCGGCCCAGAGCGGCGGCCGGCGGCGGCGGGAGGAGCCGGCGCUGCGGUGCGGAGGAAGGAAGCGAGCGAGCGCGGGGCCGCUGUGCGUGCAGCCGGUGGUUACGGCUCUCGGUGCGAAUUGGGGCUUUUUCGCCGCCGCCGCCUGACAGUUGUUUGUCGCCGCCGUUUUCUGUGGAGGGGGGGAAAGCGAGCGAUCUGCAGCGACCGGGAGGCGUGAUUGGAAGCGAGAAAUAAUUAACUGGAGGAGGAAGAGGAGGCGGAGGAGGAGGAGGACGGGGGUGGAGGAAGACGAAGGAGGAAGGCACCGCGCGCAGAGCCGAGCCCAGCGGAGCGGCGGGACGCGGCAACUUCGGCCCCGGCGCAGCAGCCGGAGCGCUGCCCGCAGCGGCGGCCGCCUCAGCCCGUGCCCGCUGUGCGCGAGGGAGCGCCGCGCCGCCGGACAUGUCGGAGCACAAGGCCAGCGAGCCCAAGUUGUCGACGACCGACAGGGUGGUGAAAGCUGUCCCAUUUCCUCCAAGUCACCGGCUCACAGCUAAGGAAGUGUUUGAUAAUGAUGGCAAGCCACGUGUGGAUAUCUUAAAGGCACACCUUAUGAAAGAAGGGAGACUGGAAGAAAGCGUGGCAUUGAGAAUAAUAACAGAGGGAGCUUCAAUUCUUCGUCAAGAAAAAAAUUUGCUGGACAUAGAUGCACCAGUCACAGUUUGUGGAGACAUCCAUGGCCAAUUCUUUGACUUGAUGAAACUGUUUGAAGUGGGAGGUUCUCCUGCCAACACACGGUAUCUCUUCCUGGGGGACUAUGUGGACAGAGGGUACUUCAGCAUUGAAUGUGUGCUGUACUUGUGGGCCUUGAAAAUCCUUUACCCCAAAACACUGUUUUUACUUCGUGGGAAUCAUGAAUGUAGACAUUUAACAGAGUAUUUCACAUUUAAGCAAGAAUGUAAAAUCAAAUAUUCAGAACGAGUAUAUGAUGCCUGCAUGGAUGCCUUUGACUGCCUUCCCUUGGCAGCUCUGAUGAAUCAACAGUUCCUGUGUGUACAUGGCGGCUUGUCUCCAGAGAUCAACACCCUAGAUGACAUCAGAAAAUUAGAUCGAUUCAAGGAACCACCUGCAUAUGGACCUAUGUGUGACAUCCUCUGGUCAGAUCCAUUAGAGGACUUUGGAAAUGAGAAGACUCAGGAACACUUCACUCACAACACAGUCAGGGGAUGCUCGUACUUCUACAGUUACCCUGCUGUGUGUGAAUUCCUACAGCACAAUAACUUGUUAUCUAUACUUCGAGCUCAUGAAGCCCAGGAUGCUGGGUAUCGCAUGUACAGGAAAAGCCAAACAACAGGCUUCCCUUCACUAAUCACAAUUUUUUCAGCACCAAACUAUCUAGAUGUAUACAAUAACAAAGCUGCAGUAUUGAAAUAUGAGAACAACGUUAUGAAUAUCAGGCAGUUCAACUGCUCCCCUCAUCCUUACUGGCUUCCAAAUUUCAUGGAUGUGUUUACCUGGUCCUUGCCGUUUGUGGGUGAGAAAGUGACAGAGAUGCUGGUGAACGUGCUGAACAUCUGCUCGGAUGAUGAAUUAGGGACAGAAGAAGAUGGUUUUGAUGAAGAUCCCAUUUAUGCACAAAAGAAAGGAGCAACAGCUGCUGCUCGAAAGGAGGUUAUAAGGAACAAGAUAAGAGCAAUAGGAAAAAUGGCUAGAGUUUUCUCAGUGCUAAGGGAGGAGAGUGAAAGUGUGCUGACACUGAAAGGGCUGACUCCCACAGGAAUGCUGCCCAGUGGUGUGCUUUCUGGAGGAAAACAAACACUGCAAAGCGCUACUGUUGAGGCUAUUGAGGCUGAUGAAGCUAUCAAAGGAUUUUCACCCCAGCAUAAGAUCACUAGCUUCGAAGAGGCCAAAGGCUUAGAUCGAAUUAAUGAGCGAAUGCCUCCGCGCAGAGAUGUGCCAUCUGAUGCCAACCUUAACUCCAUCAACAAGGCAAUCUCCACAGAGACUAAUGGCACUGACAGCAACGGCAGUAAUAGCAGCAAUAUUCAGUGACCGCUGCCCGGGCGGGGGGUGAGCUGCAGGGCACGAUGGGGUUGCUGCGCAUUGGCAGUUGGAUGUUCUUGCCUCUGAUAAUAGCUUACUCGCUCUGGGGGCCAGGUGUUGGAUUCGGUUUACAAAAUCAUCUCCGAAGAGAUCGUAAACUUUAAUCUGGUGGGAGGGGGGUGGGGGAUAGACACCUCCUUUGGACAUGCCUUUAAAAUGCUUGUAGAAAAAUGAAAGCUAAUGCUGGUAUAUAUUGCAAAGUUAGGGGAAUGAACAUGUUUUCCUACUGCACUGGGAACUUCUAGAUAUGUUACUGAAAGGCCUUUUGUUAUGUUACUGGACAUGAAAACUUUGUUUAAUUUCUUACUAUUGUACGUUUACAGUUGCAGCACUAAACAUGGACGACAUCAAAGCAUUUUUAACAAAAUGUACAAACUAAAUAAGGACUAUUUAUUCAUAAUGUUUUGCUACUCUUGUCAGACAAUGGCUAUGAAAUAAAUUAGGCAGUCUUUAAAAAUAUAGAAAAAAAAGAAAAAAAAAAAGAAUGUUGGAAAUUUGUUUAAAAUGCCAAAAAAAAAAAAAAAAAAAAAAAAAAAGAGAGAGAGAGAGAAAGAGAGAGAGUGAGAGAGAGAGAGAGAGAGAGACGGAUUAAUUUUGUACAGAUUAUGCUUACCUCAGGUUUCUUUAGUGUGCUUCAAUGCCCUUCUUUAAAUAUAACACUUAUCUUACUAAUUUGGCAGCAAUUAUCCUUUUCUUUGUUUUAAAAAAAAAACUGGAAUUAUGGUAACAUAAAUCUUUUUUUGCUGUUUAUAAUUAGGAGGGUUUGGUUUGGGGGGUUUUCUGGGUUUUGUUUUGGAUUUUAUUUUAUUUUUUUUUUGGUAAAUCAAGUCUUGGUUGUGGCUUGCUGAAUUUAAAUAUUUAUGAGUGGUGCAUUUUUAAGUAUAGUGAACAAGACACCAUAUUAAGUGCAGUGAAAAGCAUCUAUAUUCUGUAAAAAUCUGCCUAUGCAUGUUUUUUAAGAAAAAAAAUGGCUGUAUAGGCCUGUAUGGGACUGUAAUGCGCUUAGUGGUCUGACUUAUACUGGAAAUGUAUGUAUACUGGCGUACUUUAUAUUCUCUAAAAAAAAAUGCUUAAUGCCUUUGAAAUUUUGUAAUCGAAAAAAAGCUUUGAAAAAUCUAAGGGGAAGAGUAUUCUUAAAGUUUUUAACAUGAGCUUGUCAGUGCACAUAUAGAUGGGUAGCAUGUUUAGCAAACCUUGUGAAAUUUAAAUAAGUUUGUAGUUACAUGUGAAAUUCUAAAUGCAUGAUAACUGUUAAUGUCAUAAUGGUUUAGUCAUUUUGUUAUGUUCUGUCAUGUGCCACAAAAUGUGUAAUUUUUUCACUUUUUUCCCUUUGUAUAUCAGUUACGGGUUUCGACUGGUUCAUUCUAAAAAGAAAAACUAAACAAAACGGUCCAUUGAUAUUUUUUAACAAUUGUAUAAGUGCCCAAGUAAUUCACUACAGCCUACAGCCUUGCCUUUGUAAUUUGACUUCGAAAUGUUGGCAAUCAAAAGCAUGCACUUGUAACAAUGAGAGAAGCAUUUUAUAUUACUACUCAAUAAAAAUGUGCAUGAACUUAA